This is a messenger RNA of Paramormyrops kingsleyae, 2415 nucleotides long. It is a transcript of the gene dnase2, whose product is annotated as deoxyribonuclease II, lysosomal. NCBI's taxonomy places the organism in Eukaryota, Metazoa, Chordata, Actinopteri, Osteoglossiformes, Mormyridae. Gene Ontology annotation, molecular function: deoxyribonuclease II activity. Gene Ontology annotation, biological process: apoptotic DNA fragmentation. The record is from RefSeq and is a predicted model, not a curated record.
UGUGCUCCGCCCCGGUCACUUAAAUCUCCACCUUUCACUACUGACCCCUUCGAAUAAUUUAAUUUCUGCAUGGAGGAGGUCAGUGCUACAACUAAAGCAGCGCGCAGCGGCUGGAGGACGGCGAAGGAGUGCAGUUUACAAAAGCAGAUCAUGCUUUUGCUCGGUUGUCUCCUGCUGUUUCACCUGCCAUUGGACGAUGCUGCCUCACCGAUCUCCUGCUUCAGUGACAAUGGAAAACCCACUGACUGGUUCUAUCUCUACAAACUCCCACACCUCUCUCAUCAACAACAUAGCGAUGGGCUGACAUACCUGCUGAUGGACACAGGGAGUGACCAAUGGGCAGAUGGAGCCGUGUUGGUGAACGACAGUGUGGGAGCUCUGGGGAGGACAGUGGGUCAGCUUUAUGAAGAGAGAGGGGGUGAUGAUAUUGCAUACAUCCUCUACAAUGACCAGAAACCUGAGGGGAAAGGAUUGUUUGAACAUGAGAAAGGCCAUACAAAAGGUGUUGUUCUUCUGGAUAAGACCCAGGGAUUCUGGCUAGUCCAUAGUACACCCCAUUUUCCAAAUGCCAAGGAAGCAGGUCAAUUUGAAUAUCCAGAAACAGGGAUGAAGAACGGACAGAACUUCAUCUGUGUCACUUACCCUUUGGAUAUGUUUGAGACUAUUGGUCAGCAGCUGGCGAUCAAUGAGCCUCUUAUCUAUGACUGCAAUGUUCCCAGUUCCCUGGCCUCUCUUCUGCCUUCCAUGGUGGAGCUCUGUAGCAGGAGCCAGAGCGCCAAGGGAAACGCCACCAUCGCCCUGUCUCAAAUUUCCUCCAAUCGUAGCGUGUCUCUCACCUCCUUGGCCGGAACCGAGUUCAUAAGCUUUGCAAAAAGUGCAUCGUUUGAACACGACCUCUACCACUCCUGGGUGGCCCCAACGCUCAAGUCCAACCUGCUGGUCCAGUUCUGGCGCCUGUCCACUGGCGUCUUGCCCUCAGAUUGUUCCGAAGGCUGGAAAGUCUUCAACGCGAAGACGCUCUCUCCCGGAACGGUGGAAGAAUACAGCAGUAACAAGGACCACUCGAAGUGGGCCGUCACCAUGGAGGACAACUCCAGGAACUGGAUAUGCGUGGGUGACAUCAACAGGAACGAGGCAGAGGAGAAGAGGGGUGGUGGGACGGUGUGCCAGAACAACGCAGUGGUGUGGAAGGCCUACAGGGCGGCGCUGGUGGACUACUACCCCUGUGACGACUGAUGUACUGGGAGGGAAGGGGGGGCAUGGUCAGAAAAAUGUCAUGCAUCAUUUUCAAAUUUCGUUAAACCUGUAGCAAGUUACUAUCAUUACAUGAUUUUAAAUAUGUCUGUGCAAUUAAUACCGUUGUUAAAGUGAUUGAAAAUGAGGUAAAUGCACUAAUAUGCAAAAACAAUGAACGCAGUCGUUAGAAGAUCCAUCUGUGGAUCAAUCUGUCGGCUACAUUAAAGCAUUUAGAAGAGGCUUAAGUGCCUCCAGGCUUAUCAUAAGUACAGCUUUAAAUUGGCAAAACCCAUUAAACCAUUAAUUAAACUAAUUCUUCAGCUAGGUAGUUUGUGUGCUGAUGAGCAAUGUGUAACAAACAAAAGGACCCACAGAACAGAGUUUCACAAUUAUUUUCCCCUAGAGGAUAAACGGAGAAUCUCUGGUUAUAAGGCUAGGCUGAUUGGCCAGCACAGCUGUCAGUCAUUGCGGGGAUCUUCACUGCUCCUCACUGUGACUCUGCAGGAGAGCCGAGUUAAAGGUGAUGGACGUUUCAUGUUGGGGCAGCGUUAGGAAGAACAGCCGCAGUGCCUCCAGCCUGACUGGCAAUUCGCAUUCAAAGCGGUACCUUUAAUACCCUCAGAUGUGUCACCUUGCAGCGCUUGUACACAAGUGCUUGUAACUAUGUCUGCAUACAGUGAAGCAGAGGUGGGGAUUACAUCAUUUCAUAAAACCUGUGUUUUAUGGGGGGGGGGGCAUAGAGCUGAUGCUGGAGAUGAGAGCUAUAGGCUUAUGAUUUUAAAGUGGAUUUUCUGCUGAAGUGAUCGUUUUACUUCCGUUGUAACUGAGAACGAUUAAGGGUGUUUGGCCAGAGUGGUGAUGCUGAACAGCGUUGUCGAGGAGAAAGGCAUGCUGGAGAAUAUACACUGCAAAGUGUAUCACUUUGGUGGAAACGACCAACAUGCCAGCAAGGUGAUCACCUCUGUUUUUAUCUCAUACUACCUCUCAAAGGUGGCCUUUCAUGUCGGUGUUGAAAUUAGGGGCACGGUUGGGUCUGUUACUGUGGUGCAGCGUGGGACUUUACAGUCCUCCUUCAUUUCGUGACUGAUCUAUGUGUGGUUUACGCUACUGCAAGUGUAAUAAAACAAAUCUGAUUUUAAUGUUACUGUACAGAAUUAAAUUUUUAAUAGCAGCAGAAAA